Molecule: messenger RNA, 1762 nt
Organism: Conger conger (European conger)
Lineage: Eukaryota; Metazoa; Chordata; Actinopteri; Anguilliformes; Congridae
Gene: cct3
Product: chaperonin containing TCP1, subunit 3 (gamma)
Exons: 14
Coding region: 103-1734 (543 amino acids)
Biological process (GO): protein folding
Cellular component (GO): chaperonin-containing T-complex
Molecular function (GO): ATP binding; ATP hydrolysis activity; ATP-dependent protein folding chaperone
Source: RefSeq, a predicted model, not a curated record
UCUAAUUGGUUAGAGCCAGCAAAAGACCCUCCCAUUCCGUUGCUCUGUCUUUCUCGUGCUGCCCAGAAGGUUCGAGGCGGUUGUGACACACGCGCAGUCAAAAUGAUGGGCCGACCGGUACUCGUGCUGAGCCAGAAUAUGAAAAGGGAGUCUGGAAGAAAAGUCCAGACGGGGAACAUCAACGCAGCCAAGACGAUCGCUGAUGUCAUCAGGACAUGCCUUGGCCCCAGAGCCAUGAUGAAGAUGCUGCUGGACCCCAUGGGCGGGAUUGUGAUGACCAAUGACGGCAACGCUAUCCUGAGAGAGAUCCAGGUCCAGCACCCAGCGGCCAAGUCCAUGAUCGAGAUCAGCCGCACGCAGGACGAGGAAGUGGGGGACGGCACCACCUCUGUCAUCAUCCUGGCGGGUGAGAUGUUGUCUGUGGCGGAGCAGUUCCUGGAGCAGCAGAUGCACCCCACUGUGGUGAUCAGCGCCUACAGACAGGCCCUGGACGACAUGCUGAGUAUGCUGAAGGACAUCAGCACCCCUGUGGACACCACAGACCGGGAGAUGAUGCUGAAGAUCAUAAACUCGGCCAUCAACACCAAGGCGCUGAACCGCUGGGCAGACAUGGCCUGCAACAUCGCCCUGGACGCUGUCCGCACCGUCGAGCUCGAGGACAACGGCCGCAAGGAGAUCGACAUCAAGAAGUACGCCAAGGUGGAGAAGAUUCCCGGCGGCUUCAUCGAGGACUCGUGCGUGCUGAAGGGCGUGAUGGUGAAUAAGGACGUGACACACCCGCGCAUGCGGCGCCUCAUUAAGAACCCGCGCAUCAUGCUGCUGGACUGCUCCCUGGAGUACAAGAAGGGCGAGAGCCAGACGGACAUUGAGAUCACGCGUGAGGAAGACUUCGCCCGCAUCCUGCAGAUGGAGGAAGAGUACAUCCAGCAGAUCUGUGAGGACAUCAUCCGCCUGAAACCGGACCUGAUCUUCACCGAGAAGGGCAUCUCAGACCUGGCCCAGCACUACCUGGUGAAGGCCAACAUCACAGCCAUCCGCCGCAUCAGGAAGACCGACAACAACCGCAUUGCCAGGGCUUGUGGGGCGCGCAUAGCCAGCCGGACGGAUGAGCUGCGUGAGGAAGACGUGGGGACAGGAGCGGGGCUGUUUGAGGUGAAGAAGAUCGGGGACGAGUACUUCACCUUCAUCACCGAGUGCAAGGACCCCAAGGCCUGCACCAUCCUGCUGAGAGGCGCCAGCAAGGAGAUCCUGGCGGAGGUGGAGCGGAACCUGCAGGACGCCAUGCAGGUGUGCCGCAACGUGCUGCUGGACCCCAGCCUGUUGCCGGGCGGCGGGGCGGUGGAGAUGGCGGUGUCCCAGCGGCUGACGGAGCGCUCGCGGGCCCUCACCGGGGUGGAGCAGUGGCCCUACCGCGCCGUGGCCCAGGCCCUGGAGGUCAUCCCUCGCACCCUCAUCCAGAACUGCGGGGCCAGCACCAUCCGCGUGCUCACCGCCCUCCGGGCGAAGCACACCCAGGAGGGGAACCUGGCGUGGGGGGUGAACGGGGAGACGGGCACCCUGGAGGACAUGACUGAGCUGGGCAUCUUGGAGCCGCUGGCCGUCAAAGCACAGACCUACAAAACCGCUGUGGAGACGGCCAUUUUGCUGCUGCGCAUCGACGACAUCGUGUCCGGACACAAGAAGAAGGGAGAUAAGGGAGGAGAGGAACAGAUGGGAGGACCGGGUGCAGAGUAGAGCGAGGGAGAGGAGGAGGAGGAGGAGG